GGUACCGACGCAAUGUUUAGCCAAGCCUUUUAGUUCACCACCUGGAUCAACCUCGCUCUCCUUGGCCGACCUUAUCUAGAUCGUCUAGACAAGCCUCCAGGCUCUUCCAAGACAUUUAGCCUAACCCAGCCCAACCAUGAAGCUGUAAGUAGGCAGCGUAGACAGGCUAGCCAGCCAACCUUAUUUUCAGCUACGACCUCAGAUCGAGGUCUCAACGAAGGAAAAUAGGAUAGAUCGCCCUUUAGGGGACGCUAGAAUACAACGUAUUCGUCCGACGAACGAGCCUAGAGUCUGCAUAUCUCCCAUCUGCCAAGGGUGUGGCUGAUUGCCAUGUCUCCGUACAAAACGUGCUGAUGACAGCGACCGUAGAGGUAUUAAUUCUACGAGAUGCCCUUGCAGCGUGAGCAUAGUACUUGAAUCUCUAUCUCGUCCAAGAAGUUCAAAUCUAAAUAUCUACGCCGUCACGAACCCUGUCACAAUGUUGGCGAAAUCCUUCGUUUUUCUCGCCUUACUACGCCUGACCGCCUCCGAGUCAGUCAGCAUAACAGAGCUCCCCGCCUAUUCCGCCCAGAAGCCCUGCGCCCGGAAGUGUUUUACAAAUGGUGCCUACGAAGGGCCCGAUAAGCUAGCUAAUUACAUCGGCUGCGAAUAUCAUCUACCUCAAAACGAAUGCGUGUGCCGAUCAGAUAUACAACAAAGCGCCGACUCCUGGCUUAGUAGUUGCGUGAGCAAUUCCUGCUCGCGCAACGAAGUAGACGCUAGUAGCGCCGUUUCUAUCUACGACGCCUACUGUACAAACGCCGGCUACCUGCGCAUAGCACAGGUAACACCGACAUCAACUUCUUCAGAUAUAGAAUCGCCCACCAGUUCCUUUGGGAGUCAGACCCCAACAUUUACGGGUACAAUUAUAAACAAUGGAGACGAUAACCGGGGUGAACUGGGUACAGGCGAGAUCGUCGGUAUCGUUGUCGGUGUCUUAGGUUUCAUUGCAACGGCUAUAGGGACAUGGUUUACAUACAAGGCGAUCCGAAACAAGAGACAAGCGCAUUAUGAGGCGAAAGGUGGACCACAUGGAGGACCCUAUCUUAGUUAAAGGUGUGUCAAAUUGUCAGGGCGUUUAGUGCAAUAUAAUAGGCG
Messenger RNA from Xylaria bambusicola, 1137 nucleotides. RefSeq lists its product as uncharacterized. Lineage: Eukaryota; Fungi; Ascomycota; Sordariomycetes; Xylariales; Xylariaceae. The coding region runs from base 479 to 1093 and encodes 204 amino acids. The record is from RefSeq and is a predicted model, not a curated record. The transcript has 2 exons.